This is a messenger RNA of Triticum aestivum (bread wheat), 1231 nucleotides long. RefSeq names its product S-locus-specific glycoprotein S6-like. The transcript has a single exon. The record is from RefSeq and is a predicted model, not a curated record. Lineage: Eukaryota; Viridiplantae; Streptophyta; Magnoliopsida; Poales; Poaceae. Gene Ontology annotation, biological process: recognition of pollen. The coding region runs from base 1 to 1122 and encodes 373 amino acids.
AUGGCUAUGCGCUACAUCCCCAUCUUCUUCCUCCUAUUCUUGAGUUCAUUCUGCAAAUCCGAUGAUCAACUCACACAAGCAAAGCCACUCACCCACGGCCACACUCUCGUCUCCGAAAGCGGAGACUUUGCUCUUGGCUUCUUCUCCCCGACGGCCUCCAACAGGAGCUUUUACCUUGGCAUAUGGUACCAUAGCCUCCCCGGACCACGGACUGUUGUGUGGGUCGCCAAUCGAGACAACCCAAUCACCAACCCUUCGUCUGGGACGCUUACCGUCACCAACAAAUCAUCAUUGGUAUUAUCUGACUCCAAUGGCCGCAAUAUAUGGAUGACAGCAAGCAAUAUAGCCGCUAGAGUUGCCAGAGCUCAUGCAGUGCUACUCAACUCGGGAAACUUUGUUCUCCGGUCGCCGAAUGGCGCGGACAUAUGGCAGAGCUUUGAUCAUCCGACCGACACAAUGCUUCCAACAAUGAGAUUUUUGGCAAGCUACAAGGCACAAGUCGUCGGGCGGUUCAUUGCUUGGAAGGGACCACAUAACCCGUCCUCCGGGGACUUUUCCUUAAGUAGUGACCCCAGCUCGACAACCCCCCAGCUCGUCAUUUGGCAUCUGAGCAAGCCAUACUGCCGCACCACUGUGUUGAAUGAAGCUUCGGUGAUUUACGGAGGGACAUACCUGAGCAACACCGGAUCUGUAUUGUAUGAAGCAAAUAUUAACUCUAGAGGUGAGUACUACAUCAUGUUCACAGUCUCCGAGAACUCGCCAUUCACACGCAUCACACUUGACUACAGUGGCAAGUCCCAAUUUCUAAGCUGGAACAAUCAGUCAUCUUCAUGGGCACUAAUUGGUGAACACCCCACUGCUGCAUGCGACCUCUAUGCCUUGUGUGGCCCCUUCAGUUAUUGUGACUACACUCAGAUUAUCCCAGCCUGCCAAUGUCUUGAGGGGUUUGAGCCCAUUGAUGAUAUUAGCUCUUCUAAAGGAUGUAAGAGAAAGAAAGUGCUGAAAUGCAGCAAACCGAGUCAUUUUGUGUCCUUACCUGGGAUGAAGGUUCCAGACAAGUUCUUGCACAUACCGAGUGCAACUGCAACUGCUCAUGCACGGCUUACGCUUAUGCCAACUUGAGCAGGGCUGGUGCUAUGGCCGACUCAUCAAGGUGCUUGGUUUGGUUAGGGGAACUUAUUGACGCUGGGAAAGGAACCGCUGGCGAGAACCUUUACUUCCGACUUGCCGA